AUGUUUUACCUCUUUGGCGGGUAUAAGCUAUGGAACGAGCACGCCUGGUGCCCAUCCGACGACCAGGUCCGCGGUGGCAAGAGCCAUAGCCUCUUUGUAUGCUCUGCUGAUUCGACCGUGGCCACGUUUAGUGGAGAAUUGGAUAUCACCGCCCUUGGAGGCGCCGGGUUUGCCUCGCAGCGGACUGUCGACCCCCAGUCUUGGGACCUACUUGAUUACAAGGGGCUGAGGAUCGGCGUAGCCAAGAGCGACGGGAAGAAGUACACGCUUGUUCUUAAGGACGAGAUCCCGUCUCAUCGCGAGGAUGGUAGGGAGGAGAGCACCGUCAGCUGGGAAUACGACUUCGUGGCCGGCGACGAGUCGGAAGUAGAGGCCUCUUGGGACGACUUCAAGCCCACGUAUCGAGGACAGCCGAAACCAGAUGCUGCCCCUUUGCGCCUGGAUCAUAUCAAGCGGAUAAGCAUCAUGAUGCGAAGCUUCUUUGGCGAACAGGAGGGACCCUUUAGGCUUGAUCUCAACUAUAUCGUGACUAUUAGACCAGAGGCAACCCCGGAGGAGAAUUAA
This is a messenger RNA of Daldinia childiae, 564 nucleotides long. RefSeq lists its product as uncharacterized. The coding region runs from base 1 to 564 and encodes 187 amino acids. The transcript has 3 exons. Lineage: Eukaryota; Fungi; Ascomycota; Sordariomycetes; Xylariales; Hypoxylaceae. The record is from RefSeq and is a predicted model, not a curated record. Gene Ontology annotation, biological process: NADH dehydrogenase complex assembly.